Aplysia californica (California sea hare) is the source of this 1052-nucleotide messenger RNA. RefSeq names its product probable tRNA N6-adenosine threonylcarbamoyltransferase. Gene Ontology annotation, biological process: tRNA threonylcarbamoyladenosine modification. Gene Ontology annotation, cellular component: EKC/KEOPS complex; cytoplasm. Lineage: Eukaryota; Metazoa; Mollusca; Gastropoda; Aplysiida; Aplysiidae. The record is from RefSeq and is a predicted model, not a curated record.
AUAUUUUUGUUUUCCAAUAUGGCUGCGCCCUGUGUUGAUUGUUGACAUAUUUGAAACCCUGUCAAGACAGCCUGUUCAAUCAUCAUGGUGAUUGCAAUUGGAUUUGAAGGAAGUGCCAACAAGUUGGGCAUUGGCAUCGUGAAAGAUGGGGUAGUUUUGUCAAAUCCACGACACACGUAUAUUACUCCUCCUGGGCAAGGUUUCCUUCCCAAGGACACGGCUCGCCACCAUAGAGAACAUGCGCUGUCUGUGUUAAAGCAAGCUUUGGAUGAGGCUCAGAUCAGCCCAGAAGACAUCGAUGUUAUCUGUUACACAAAAGGACCUGGCAUGGGCGCGCCUCUCGUGUCUACUGCUCUUGUUGCUCGUACUGUGGCUCAGCUGUGGAAGAAACCUAUUGUAGCUGUGAACCAUUGCAUAGGACACAUUGAGAUGGGCCGGCUGAUUACAGGUGCUCAAAACCCGACAGUUCUCUAUGUUAGUGGUGGAAACACACAGGUCAUCGCAUACUCAGAGAGAUGUUACAGAAUCUUUGGUGAGACUAUUGACAUCGCUGUUGGCAACUGUCUGGACAGGUUUGCCAGGGUCUUGAAACUCUCGAAUGAUCCAAGCCCUGGGUACAACAUUGAGCAACUGGCAAAAAAGGGAUCAAAGUUUCUGGAAAUGCCAUAUGUGGUGAAAGGCAUGGACGUAUCCUUCUCUGGUCUACUGUCGUACAUAGAGGAGAAAGCUCUCCGCUUGCUGGAGUCUGGUGAAUAUUCCGCGGAGGACCUUUGCUUCUCCUUGCAGGAAACAGUCUUUGCCAUGCUCAUUGAGAUUACAGAGCGAGCCAUGGCACACUGUGGGUCCCAAGAGGUUCUCAUUGUUGGUGGAGUUGGAUGCAACAAACGACUGCAAGAAAUGAUGGAAAUUAUGGCCAAAGAAAGGGGUGCAACUCUGUAUGCUACAGAUGAGAGAUUCUGCAUUGACAACGGUGCAAUGAUCGCUCAGGCUGGCUGGGAGAUGUUCCGUACGGGAGUGACCACACCACUGGAGGAGACAUCUUGUACUCAGAG